This is a messenger RNA of Neodiprion fabricii, 2681 nucleotides long. RefSeq names its product maltase 1-like. Lineage: Eukaryota; Metazoa; Arthropoda; Insecta; Hymenoptera; Diprionidae. Bases 36 to 1790 code for a protein of 584 amino acids. The record is from RefSeq and is a predicted model, not a curated record. The transcript is spliced from 6 exons. Gene Ontology annotation, biological process: carbohydrate metabolic process.
UCUUCGAUGAUCUAUCGCUACUGUUCGAAGUAAAAAUGAGCGCCCUGCGGCUGUUCUACCUGAUCCUUGCUGUUUCGGCAUCAAUUCAUGCUAUCACAUACGAUGUCACCGUACCAACAGAGUGGUGGCAAACAAACGUCAUAUAUGAAAUCUGGGUCGAAUCCUUCAAAGACAGUGACGGCAAUGGAAAGGGCGAUUUGAAUGGUAUCAAGAGCAAAUUGGAUCACUUCGUCGACAUGGGCGUGACGUGCAUUUGGCUGCCGCCGAUAUACGAGACUCCCAUGGUUGACAGUGGCUACGACAUUUCCAAUUUUAUUGCCGUGAACUCACUUUAUGGGACACUUGAAGAUUUCGAUGCACUGGUAACUGCGGCCCAUGAAUUGGGACUCAAAGUAAUCAUCGACUUUGUUCCCAAUCACACGAGUGACGAACACGAAUGGUUCGUCAAAGCAAAGCUGGGCAUCGAACCAUACUACAGCUACUACGUCUGGAACAAAGGAGUUUAUUACGGCGACUAUCUUAGUUAUCCAAAUAAUUGGUUGGACGACUUCAACGACGGCACCGCUUGGGAAUGGGUCGACGAACGCGAAGCUUAUUAUCUUCAUCAGUUCAGCGUGCACGAAGUCGACCUCAACUGGACGAACCCUCUCGUGAUGACGGAAAUGAAGAACGUUCUUACGUUCUGGCUUGAUCAUGACGUAGAUGGCUUCCGUAUCGACGCUGUGCCGUACUAUGUAGAGUCUUCUACUUUGGAGAACGAAACUAGGUCCGACAAGGAUGUCGAUUCAACCAAUUAUUUCUACCUGAACCACACCCAAACAAAGGAUCAACCAGAAAAUUAUCCACUCGUGCAAGAGUGGAAGGAACACAUAAACAAUUACACAGUCUCAAAGGGUAACGACAAGGUUCGGUUCAUCUGCACGGAAGGAUACUCUGACAUUGAUUACGUUAUGAAAUGGUAUGACUACGAUGAUGACUUUCCAUUCAACUUUUACUUCAUCAAAGACGGAGAUAUCGUCAACGACGCUGUUAUAGAUACAGCGGAGGACAUCUACGACAUAUUCAUCAAAUGGCUCGACAAUAUGCCAUCGGGUAAAACAGCUAAUUGGGUGCUCGGAAAUCACGACGUGAAUCGAAUCGCUACACGGGUCGGACUCUACCGAACUGAUGGACUUCACUUGUCGACACUUUUGCUGCCUGGUGUUUUCACCAUGUACAAUGGUGAUGAGCUCGGUAUGACCAACACAUAUCUCACGUGGGCAGAAACUACCGAUGUCCGAGCUUGCAGUAAGACUAAUACAACUUACACUCUGUACUCGCGAGACCCCGUGCGCACUCCGUACCAAUGGGACAACACCACUUCUGCCGGUUUCUCCACAAACUCUACUCCUUUCCUCAAGGUCAAUCCGAACUACUUGACGGUAAACCUUGCCACUGAAAAAGAGGCGGAUUUCAGCCAUUAUAAGAAUAUUCAACAAACUAUCGCUCUGCGCAACACCACCGUAUGGCGGGAGGGAACGGUCGACGUCGAACUUAUUGAGGAUCAGGUGGUAGGUAUCGCUAGGCAACUUGACGGUGAGGAGCCGAUAGUUGUGUUGAUAAACUGGGAGAAUUUCACCGUCACGGUGGACUUGGAUAAUUACUUUGACGGUCUGCCCAACGAGUUGUCACUCAAAAUCGCUGAUAUCUAUUCCGGAUUGAGCGCGAAAAUUGGAGAUACGUACAGCAAGUCAAGUAUAGAACUUCCCGAAUAUGGCUCAAUGGUCUUGCUCGGGACAACUAGUGCUUGAGAUUCAUCAACCAGCGAAAUUCCCAUCCGAGUAAUAACUGUCGUUUUUUAAAACUAUCGUCAUUUCCUUCAAUUUGUGACAAACGUUCCGAUAUGAUCAUGCAUCUAGCGUUAUGUUAUUUCAUCAUUCUACUCAUUUCGAUCGCUAAUAUUCACGGUAAACUGAGAACAUCGAUCUACAGACGGAGCCGGAGAUGCCGAGUCAAAUAUGGGCUUAACACUAAUAAAAAUACUAAUUUCCGAAGCUACAAAGUCAAAAAAUUUUGCAUGUCAGAUUUUUUACAACUCACAAUCUCUUAUUUUAUCUAGACCAAAUGUUUCAUAACUUGGAGAAAACCAAAGUUCUAUGGUUUUUAUCACUUAAAUUCAGCAGUAUGUUUAAAUUCCAAAUAAAGUACAGAAAAUGUAUAGUAAGUUUACAAAUACAAUGCAUUUACUAUAUAAUUUCUUAAAUUCAAAAUACGCUCCAGCGUUCCUUCAACUAAGUUGAGCGAAAUUAGGAAAUUUAUAUGCAAAUUCAAUGAGAAUGCCUAGUAAUUCACUUUAUAAUACGGAAUUUUUUUAAUCAAUUACACUGUGGUACAGUAAAAUUAUGGUAAAUUUCCGAACACUUUUAAGAAUGUGGAAUAAUUAUCACGUAAUUGUAGUUUAUAUACUUCCGUUCGUGAAGAGCUUCAAGCUCGGCGUCCAACGUUUUUAUAAUUUGAAUAAUCGAGAUAAAAAAUAUGUAUCUUGGCAUACAACAAGAAAGUUUCACCGUAAGCAAAAUACUGAACCCUCUGUAUAGAAAUAGAUUAUAUACGAAUAUUGUAUACAGUACAUUAUGUAUCACUUGCAGAACAAAUUCAGUGUCUCGUCAAUGGCGAAUAAAACUUGGAGAUUUUCCCCAUAA